Molecule: messenger RNA, 363 nt
Organism: Symbiodinium pilosum
Lineage: Eukaryota; Dinophyceae; Suessiales; Symbiodiniaceae
Source: the annotation of a GenBank genome assembly
AUGUUCUCGAUCCAAACCAGUUCCGAUGUACCCAUCUAUCUUCAAUUGAUUCGUCAAGUGGAAGAAUUUGUGACGACGGGGGUGUGGCAACCGGGCGACGCGGUGCCUUCUGUGCGACAAGUCGCCCAAGACUUGGCCAUCAAUCCAAUGACCGUUUCCAAAGCGUAUGCACGGCUGGAAUCCAUGGGGUUAUUGCGGGGCCAAAAAGGCAAGCGCAUGACAGUUGGACUCGCCCAACAUACGCCACGUGAACUGCUGGCACCGGCGGUUCUGGAGUUGGUGGCCGAAGCACAGCGCUUAGAAGUGACACCGGCGGAACUCACGGCUUGGUUGAUCGCGGCUUGGGAUAAUCGAGAUGUUUAA